Molecule: messenger RNA, 2436 nt
Organism: Notodromas monacha
Lineage: Eukaryota; Metazoa; Arthropoda; Ostracoda; Podocopida; Cyprididae
Source: the annotation of a GenBank genome assembly
GUAUUUUCAGGUCAUUGUGCUGCAUUGAAAACCAUUGAGUUCCGCGAAACGUCGAGUUGGUUUGAGAAAAGUGAAGAUCUCGCCGCGUAGUCUCUUAUUCUAGAGUAAUUCAUUACGCUAUGAGUGCUUUUCUAGUAAGACUCGAUUAUGGUCUUAGGGACCUGUCUUACGUUGAAAUAGGUAAAAUCGGAUCGACUUCCCUAAAUCCUUGGGAGAGCAUAGCAGCCGUUUUUUACAUCGACUUGUCCGAAGCAAACGAUAACGUGGGGAAAUUCCACGAGUUGAAGUUUAAGCGUGUUCCCCUGCACGUUCAUCGAGUGGCACGUGGGACAAAACUCGGAGAGCCAUGUCCGAAGAAAGAUCAUUUGAAGGGCAUAUUUGUGAUAGAAGCUGUUCCUUGGGGAGACUUCAUUUUGGACGUAUCGAAAAAGCAAUUGCUCGAUUUGAACAUGAAAUUGCGCAUUAAUCAAGAGUGGUGGUGUGUUGAGCGCAAAGACACUCGUGCACUGAAUCAUGGAGACAUCAUUGAGAUCUUCUAUCGUCGACUUCCGUACGCCCGAUUCAUGUUGCUGCUUCCUGAGGAUGGACGUGGUUCGAAUGACCAGCAGACUUCGCCUCUGCUUUCAUGUCCUUGGCUCGUUCUUAAAAACAUUUUCGAGUAUAUGACCCCUUUCGAAACAAUGGAAAAUGUUGUCCCGGUAUGCCGAAGAUUUUUUGAACUUGUGAAGAAUGGAGGUAUUUGGUCCAAUGUCGACCUAACCAAGCCUGAGCUUUUUGGUGUCGCAGCCAUGCCCUGGGGGCACACAGAUGACUUUCGGCACGUUUUAGCCGGAAAUGUGCGGAGACUUGCGGUGGACUUCAAGGUCCGAGAAAUGCAACGACUGUGUUUGCCAGAAUCAAACGCUGAUCGUCCAUUGUUCAAAGCUGAUGACAGGAAGAAUUUGAAGGCGCUUGAAAUUUAUUCCUGGGGUGCUGGGCGUUUCGUGAUGAAAUUUCUGAAAAGCGAAGCUUUGGGAAAAUUGAAAUUACUGACGAUUCGUGAUUGGCCGUUCGACGGCAGCUUCUUGCAUACAGCUAGCAAUGAGAACCUUGUCCUACCCAACUGUGAACAAGUCACUCUGCCAUUGAAGAUAUUGCAUUUGAUCGAUGCCGAGGAAAUCUCAAUGCGAGUGAAUUCGAGUUCCAGGGAGUUUCUUCAUUUCCUUGGCUUUGGAGAGCUUCGAAGUCUUCAUGCCAUACGCCUUCCCAUUGAAAUGAAUGAGACCGCUUGGAACCUGGCUGAAAACUUGGGAACUUUCGAAAACCUGGAUUCCCUCAGUUUACGAGAGGACAUAUUCAAGAAAAUGCCAGUGUCUUUUGAGACACGUUUUCUUUUUCCAAAGUUGAAGUCCUUCUUGCUACGAGAUGCAGCACCAGGAAGUGCAGUCAGUCGUUUAUUCGAAAUGCCGUCAUUGAAAAGGCUCUGGAUCAGGUGUGCUCAGCCAAACCAAAUGGCUGAACCAACACGACUUCAUGCCUUUGAUGAAAGCCCCAAGGAAUGGCUUGAACAUCUGACGUUUGUCGCUGUCGAUUUGUGGGAAACAUACAUUCCGUAUUCAAAAAUGAUCAACCUGGAGUGUGUGGGGCUGUUUUUCCAACACAAGGGGGUUUCCAGAUCCCUAGAAAGUGUUGUUGAUGAACUUGGGGCGUGCUCCAAGCUCAGAGGACUGGUUCUACAUGUGCCAGAGGCUCUUCCUUGUGAUGCCCUCAGUGAAUUGCCUCAACGAUUGGAGUUCGCUGCAUUUUCCGGAGUCAAUGGCUGUUGCUUGGUUUCCGCGUUGAAAAUUUUCGCUGAGAGUCAAAAGUCGCUGAAGGACUUGUGGAUUCAUGUGCCAGAUCCGGAGGAUUUCGGAAAAAUUCUCCAAGCCGUGAAGACGUUCAAAGUACUCGAAAAUGUUCUUCUUGUGUUCAGAGGGAAUUCUUUUUCCACGCACAAUUUCGAAUCCUACAAACAUGCCAUGAAAAAGUAUUUGGUGUCAUCAUCAUGCGACAGAGGACUGAUGAGUGGCUUCGAUCAAGAUUUUUCCGUGAAGCAAGCUACUUUGUUUAAUGAUAAGUCUUUUGCAUCAUUCACCUACAACUUUGAGCUGGAGAGAGAGAUUCGGUUUUCUUCUUCAUCCAUUACAAAAUUCUUCAGCUGGUUGAAGUACAUUCCAAGUAGCCGUGGUUUCAAUGACGAAUCUUCGGUGUUCGCAUUGGUUCCUUCCAUCUUUCCGUAUGCGAACCAAUUGAGUGAAUUUGACUGAUUGAUUUUUUUUAAAUUCUUCUUCAAAAUUUCAUAAUAAUUUUAUUCAUCAGUUUUUAUUGAAGUGUACUGGAUUGUCCCGUUUGGUGGCAUGGCAGUGCUGUGGGAUUGGAAAAUGCUGAGCCUGAGAUUACAUGUGAUAGAAACUCCCA